AUGAAGAACCAUUCUACCAUCCAAGAGUUCAUUUUGGUAGGUCUUUCCAGUUAUCCUGAGCAUAACAUGUUCAUCUUUUGGGCAUUUUUCUUCCUCUAUGCAGCUGCAAUAGUGGGCAACCUCCUUAUCAUCCUUGCCAUCAGCAGUUGUAAUAAACUCCACACACCCAUGUACUUCCUGCUCAUCAAUUUGUCUGUAAUAAAUGUGUGUUCUAUCUCCACUACCAUUCCCAAAAUGCUACAAACUAUUUUGGCUCAGACAAAGACCAUCACACUUUCAGGCUGUAUUGCACAGGUUUUUCUGUUCACCUGGGCUCUGGGAACUGAGCUCCUACUUCUUGCAUUUAUGGCUUUUGACCGCUAUGCUGCUAUCUGCCAUCCUUUGCACUAUACAGUCAUCAUGAAGAAAGACAUUAGCGUUGGGGUCAUGACCGGACUGUGGCUUUUUGGUGCGAUCAACUCUUCCGUUCACACAGGCCUUGUGCUCCAGCUGUCUUUUUGUGACUCCAACAUCAUCAAUCACUUCUUCUGUGAGCUGCCCCCAAUGUUCAAGAUUUCUUGUUCAGACACUAGUUUGAAUGAAAUUAUGGUCUUUGCAGCUUCUGUGAUUAUUGCAGUUGGUAGCUGUGGGUUGACUCUGGCUUCCUAUUGGUUUAUCCUGAGAACCAUCCUCAGAAUCCGUUCUGCUGAAGGGAAGAAGAAAGCCUUCUCUACAUGCUCUUCUCAUCUCUUGGUUGUCAGUUUUUAUUAUUCCACCAUCAUCUAUACUUUUCUUAGGCCUGCCUCAGCCUAUUCCCUUGAAGAAGACAAAGUGAUAGCCAUUCUUUACUCUGUAGUUACCCCUGUCCUCAACCCUCUCAUAUAUUCUUUGAGAAAUACUGAUGUGAAAGAGGCUCUCAUCAAACUGAAAGAUAAAUGUUGGCUUUUCAAGAAAGAUUAG
Molecule: messenger RNA, 939 nt
Organism: Eublepharis macularius
Lineage: Eukaryota; Metazoa; Chordata; Lepidosauria; Squamata; Eublepharidae
Product: olfactory receptor 13G1-like
Exons: 1
Coding region: 1-939 (312 amino acids)
Biological process (GO): G protein-coupled receptor signaling pathway
Cellular component (GO): membrane
Molecular function (GO): olfactory receptor activity; G protein-coupled receptor activity
Source: RefSeq, a predicted model, not a curated record